Molecule: messenger RNA, 1569 nt
Organism: Drosophila guanche
Lineage: Eukaryota; Metazoa; Arthropoda; Insecta; Diptera; Drosophilidae
Gene: CAH13
Product: putative carbonic anhydrase 3
Exons: 1
Coding region: 32-1420 (462 amino acids)
Cellular component (GO): cytoplasm
Molecular function (GO): zinc ion binding; carbonate dehydratase activity
Source: RefSeq, a predicted model, not a curated record
UUCGUGUUUUUUUUUCGUGUUGUAAGAGAAAAUGUUCGACACCACGCUGGGCACUCUGAUUGGCCUCUUGAUGCAGAUCUGCUGGCUGUUGGCCAGCCAGUUCUUCUGCCAGUUGGUGCAACAUCCUCUGCUGAGCAGCGCCGUGUGUCUGCUGCUGAGCCUCGUCCGACGGGUGGACCAGACUGCGCUGCGUGCGCGUUUCCAGCUGCUGAAGAUGUGGUUUACACCUUUGGAUCUGCCCACUGACACUGACAACUGUGGCUACGACACGACUGACCCUGGAGAGGGGGAACUGGGAAGACAGGGACCCGGGUCUGGCUACCAGAGCCCCAUCAAUAUCGACGAAACACAGCUCAGCCGCCUGGCCAUCAGGGAGCUGCUCAACUGGAACCACUACGACGAUCUGCCGGCGAGCAUUCAGCUCGAGAAUACGGGCCAUACGGUGGUGCUGCGAGCUCAGUUCCACGGCAACAGACCGACCAUCAGCGGCGCAGAUCUGCUGGCCAGCUACACCUUCGUGGAGGUGCGCUUCCACUGGGGCUGGUGCAACAGCGAGGGCUCCGAGCACACCUUGAACCACCGCAAGAUCCCCAUGGAGAUGCAGGUGAUGCACCGUGCAGGCUCCGGCCAGGCGCGCUCCUGCACCAGCAGCUACGAUCUCCUGACCGUCGCCUUCUUGUUCGAGCUCUCCGCACACAACCCGUUCCUGGACCCACUCGUGCAGAACCUCCGCCAGGUGCGUGUGCCUGGAAAGCGUGUGACCAUCUCUCCCUUUCCGCUGAGCUACCUCAUGCCCGCAUUCCGGACUGGCUUCUACUCUUACGGUGGCUCGCUGACCCACCCGCCGUUCUACGAGGGCACCGAGUGGCUCAUCUUUCCCGAGACGCUGGCCAUCAGCGACUUUCAGCUGCGCCACUUUCGACAGCUGCUGGGCCCCGAUGGCAUCACUCCCAUCACAAGGAACGCCCGUCCCGUUCAGUCUCUGGGCAACCGCAAAGUCAGCCUCAACUGCUUCUGUCCCUUCGAUGCCAGUCAGCUGCCAGUCAAUCAUUGCCAGCAGCAACAGCAGCAGCAGCCGCAGACUGCGGAAGUGAAGCAGAAGCAGAAGCAGAAGCAGGAUCAGCCGGUCGCUCCUUUGGUGGCUCCUGAGGAAGAGGGCCUGCUGCUGGAGUCCAUGAACACGACCACCAUCAUAACCAGCGACUCUGGGAACAUCUGCAUGAGCACAUUCAUGCGGAAGGAGCAGCCUCAGGAGGACUACAGCACCACAGCCAUUGUCCUCCACAGCGACUCGACGGCCCCACAGCCGGAGCAGGCUGUUCAGGAAGAUUUGACAAGCAACGAGGGUGGAGCCGAUGCCAUCAGCGUCGUGGGCGAUGGCGUCAACAUUGGGCUCCAAGGCCACCCCCAGCUGCUGUGAGUGGGUGGAAUGGGCAGCUUGAAUUUUGCUUUCGUUUUUGUUUUUAUCACGCGGAACCGGAUACGCCGCCAGCUGCUCUUUGUCCUGCCAAGACUAAUUGAAUGGCGCGUGCAUGGAUUAAAGAGUUGCGUUUACAUUUACAAACCAAA